This is a messenger RNA of Stylonychia lemnae, 327 nucleotides long. The record is from the annotation of a GenBank genome assembly. Lineage: Eukaryota; Ciliophora; Spirotrichea; Sporadotrichida; Oxytrichidae.
AUGAAGAAUCUUGAGAAAAAUCCCUAUUUAACCUACUACGGUCUAUCAUCUGAAAUAGUGAUGAAAUCUUAAGUCAGAGCUUCUUAGUCUAAAAUAGAAGAUAUUCUACUGUUAGUUUCAACUAUUGGAAUUUCAAUGACAAUCAUCAUAGUAGUACUUUAUGAUAUAAAUGAAAGCAGUGUUGAAACUGGCUCAUACAUAUAUGCUCUUAUAGCUUUACCAGCAGUUAUUUAUUCAAGCAUUACGCUCAUUAAUGGCUAUAUUGAUCAAAAGACUCUAUUUGAUUACUUACUUGAAUUCUGUGAACAAAUUCUUGUGUGGGAAUGA